Messenger RNA from Symbiodinium natans, 1083 nucleotides. The record is from the annotation of a GenBank genome assembly. Lineage: Eukaryota; Dinophyceae; Suessiales; Symbiodiniaceae.
AUGGCCAGCCCUUCGAAGCAGGCGCUGUGGGGAUUGGUCAAGUUGGUGCAGUACUUGCUGAACACAUGCAACUACGCCACUGCGAUUUGCGUUGGUCCGCCUUGCAGUUCGAAAUUGCUCAAUGGCAUAUGCCAUCGCCUGGAAUGCUACUCAGAUGCUGACUGGGCAGGAUCUCGCAAAGAUCGUAAGUCGUAUGGCAGGGCAUCCUACUGUUUGGAUGGAUGCUAUUUGCACUAUGUGUGCAGGGCUCAGCGUUGCAUCUCCCUGUCCAGCAUGGAAUCCGAGUUCUACGCGGCAGUGAGUGAGCCAUGCCAGCUUGUGGUUUUGCUUGACAAUGCGAGUGCUAGGCAGUUUGCUUUGAGGCAGGGCGUCUCGAAAGCUGCUAAGCACAUCGAGGGCAGGUUUCUUUGGCUUCAAGAUGCUGUGCGUCAAGGCCGUCUGCAAGUGAAGGCGGUGAGCGCACACUACAACUUGGGUGACCUGUUUACAAAGCCUUUCAGUCCUGCACGAUUGUUGGCGCUGUGCUAUCUUCAUGGAUUGGUGCAUGAGCACCAUGAUGCAGUUGGCGAGAAGGAAUGGGAAGAUGUGCAGCUCAAGCAUGAGUUCAAGCAGCAAGUGAAUCGUGUCAAACACCAGUUUGUGGGAUCACAUGUGGCAACUGGGUGGAUCAAGAAGGUAGCGCUGCUCACUGUUGAUGCCAAACAUGGUUCGGAGAAUGCAUCGUACGUUACUGUCAUCUUGAUGGGUGGAACACUGCUGCAUGAGUAUGUUCAAAUGUUCAGUGCCGAGACAUAUUGCGUGCUGUUCCUUGUGGGCGUGAUCAUGUUCCAAUGGUUUCAGCUCAAGAGCCUUCGCUCGAAGUUGGCGGUUGCCAAACGAGAGCAUGUGACAAAGGGAGGCAAUGUGACUGGGGGGAGCAGUAGCAGUAGCUGUGUGGCAAGCAGUGUUGCACGUCAUCAGAAGGGUGACGCCGUGAUCGUCAUCCCGGAUGGAGGCGAAGCCUUCCAUCGCUAUGAGUGCCAGUACGUGCGUAAGUCCAGCAAGCCUAGGAAAGCCACGCGUAUAGUGACCUGGCAGAGUUGA